AAAGGGCUAUUGCAAGACAUGAAGUCAGAGAAAUAGAACAACGUCAUACAGUAGAUGGUCCUCGACAAGAUGUGACACUGGAUGAAGAAGAUGAUGUGGUGAUUAUUUACAACAGAGUACCUAAGACUGCCAGCACAUCCUUCACAAAUAUUGCCUAUGAUCUUUGUGCAAAGAACAAAUAUCAUGUUCUACAUAUCAAUACAACCAAAAAUAAUCCUGUUAUGUCUCUGCAAGAUCAGGUCCGAUUUGUGAAGAAUGUGACUUCCUGGAAGGAAAUGAAACCAGGAUUUUACCAUGGACAUAUCUCAUAUUUGGACUUUGCAAAAUUUGGUGUUAAAAAGAAGCCAAUUUACAUAAAUGUCAUAAGAGAUCCUAUAGAACGACUAGUUUCUUAUUAUUACUUUCUGCGCUUUGGAGAUGAUUACAGACCAGGGCUACGGAGACGAAAACAGGGCGAUAAAAAGACCUUUGAUGAAUGUGUGGCAGCUGGAGGUUCAGACUGUGCUCCAGAGAAACUUUGGCUUCAAAUUCCAUUCUUCUGUGGCCACAGCUCCGAAUGCUGGAAUGUGGGAAGCAGAUGGGCUUUGGAACAAGCCAAAUACAAUCUGAUUAAUGAAUACUUCCUAGUGGGAGUUACCGAAGAGCUUGAAGACUUUAUCAUGUUAUUGGAGGCAGCUUUGCCCCGGUUCUUCAGGGGUGCCACAGAACUGUACCGUACAGGAAAGAAGUCUCAUCUUAGGAAAACAACUGAGAAAAAACUUCCCACAAAAGAAACUAUUGCCAAGCUACAACAGUCUGAAAUCUGGAAAAUGGAGAAUGAGUUCUAUGAAUUUGCACUGGAGCAAUUUCAGUUUGUCAGAGCACAUGCAGUUCGGGAAAAAGAUGGAGAAUUGUAUAUUCUGUCUCAAAACUUUUUCUAUGAAAAGAUUUACCCUAAAUCAAACUAAGAACACUAUACUGUUAGAUUUAUGGACCUAAAUCUUUGGUCACAUCAUCAUCUUAGUCCUCAGCCAUGGAAACUAGAUUGCUUGUAGACCUCAAAGACAUUUCUUUAUAGAUCUGAGUAAAGUGGGCUGUGGAUCACCUCCAGGGCGUUGGACACUGGCUAACUAUGUUGGUAAUCCAGAAGCAAAGGCUUCAUUUCUUUUAUCUAAUUAAUACUUUAUUUGGGAGUUAAUAUCCUUUACCUGAAGAAAUCUACACUUUAAUUCGGAGCAAUUAAUACACACCAAUUCUAGCUGAAAAUAUAAACAAACAAAAAAAAGCUUCUGUUGAUGCUCUUUUUUUAAUUUUCAGGGCAAUUUAUUUUCAUUUCUACUUCUGUGAAAAGGAAAUAAUUUUUCCCAGCUUUCAACAUGGAAAUUUUGGUUGUAUACAAUAUGAGUAGUGUUAAUAACUGGUACAUCUGUGCUUUGUUUUUGUGAAUCAUGUCACAUGAUAUUACUUGGGAUGGUUAAUCAUGGUCUGCUGAGAAAUGCUGCUGCUGCUGGAAUUGCCCAUAUUUAUAUAUAUGGUUUUAUUAAAAAACUACAAAUAAUCA
This is a messenger RNA of Pterocles gutturalis (yellow-throated sandgrouse), 1540 nucleotides long. RefSeq names its product heparan sulfate 2-O-sulfotransferase 1 (gene HS2ST1). The annotation marks the transcript as partial. Gene Ontology annotation, cellular component: membrane. Gene Ontology annotation, molecular function: heparan sulfate 2-sulfotransferase activity. The record is from RefSeq and is a predicted model, not a curated record. The transcript is spliced from 6 exons. Lineage: Eukaryota; Metazoa; Chordata; Aves; Pterocliformes; Pteroclidae.